Messenger RNA from Lodderomyces jiufengensis, 807 nucleotides. Its product is annotated as SNAP receptor. Lineage: Eukaryota; Fungi; Ascomycota; Pichiomycetes; Serinales; Debaryomycetaceae. Gene Ontology annotation, molecular function: SNAP receptor activity. The record is from RefSeq and is a predicted model, not a curated record. Bases 1 to 807 code for a protein of 268 amino acids. Gene Ontology annotation, cellular component: endoplasmic reticulum; SNARE complex. Gene Ontology annotation, biological process: retrograde vesicle-mediated transport, Golgi to endoplasmic reticulum. The transcript has a single exon.
AUGACGACUACAGUACAACAACAACCAUCAAUUCAAACAAUAACAAACAUAAUAAAGAACUAUGAACAAGAAAUUAAUGAUUUGAAUCUUCCCAAUUUGAUAACAAUAAGCUCAAAUCAAACCACUAAAGCAUCACCAUAUAUUCCAAAAUUAAAAUUACAAUUAAUUCAAUCAUCACUCCUACAACAACUAUCAUCUUUACAAAAUCAUCAAAGAAAUAAAAAUUAUAAAUCAUUAAAAUCAAAAAUAGAAUCACUUCUAAUUGAUUUAAUUGAUGAAAAAUUAUAUAUUACAAAUAAACUUAUCGAUAUAUAUAAUUCUCAAAAUUCACCAUCAUCAUCAAUAGAAAUAACUACAACUAAUCCACAACCUGAACAAAUACUAAAACAAAGAAACUCAUCAAUUGCAGAAACAGAUAAUCUUACAGAACUUCGUAAAAGAUUAUUAUCAACACCUUCAAAAAAACUCACCACCACCACCACCGAAUCUCAAAAUGAUUAUCAUGAAUCAAUACAAGAAGAUAUUAUAAACGAAUUAUCACAAUUAACAAGUACAUUAAAACAAAGUGCUUUAAAUUUAAGUACUAAGAUAUUAGGUGCUGAUCUUCAAGUUAUUAAUGAAACUAAUGAAAAUCUUAUAAAAAAUUCUACUUUUUUAAAAUCAAUUGAAAAUAAUUUAAAGAAUUAUUUAGGUAAUAAAUCUGGUAAUAAAAUAAGUAUUUGGUUUUUAAUUAAAAUGUCAGUUGUUAUUGUUGUUGUUUUUAUUGUUAUGGUUUUAUUUAUUGGAAUAGUACCUAGGAUUAGAUAG